Oikopleura dioica is the source of this 1182-nucleotide messenger RNA. NCBI's taxonomy places the organism in Eukaryota, Metazoa, Chordata, Appendicularia, Copelata, Oikopleuridae. The record is from the annotation of a GenBank genome assembly.
AUGAGAGUGAACCCGAUUUUGAAGGAUGGAGAGGUUGAGGUCAAAACGCAAGCAAAUCCGUUUGUCUGGAUCUUUGGCCUAAUGAAAUUGCUGAAGAGAUCGAAGCAGCAAAAAGAAAAGAAAGAGAAAGAGCUGAAAAAGUCGGACAGCUUUCUUGCCGGAAUCGGAGGCGAUAGAGCUGAGGAGAAGAAGAAAUUCGUCUGGUCAGAAUUUUAUUUAGACCCGUCGGGUGAUCUUUACUACUACUGGGUUUGCCUCAUCGCUGCUUCGGUAAUGUACAACAUGUUGUUCAUCAUUUGUCGACUGGCUUUCGACCAGCUUGGUGACUACAAAAUGAUCUUCCUCGGAGUGGACGUCUUCAACGACUUUAUGUACUGGAUGGACAUUCUCACCAAGUUCUACACCGGGUACUUGGACAAGGGAUUGAUGAUAACAGACCACAAGAGCAUACGAGAAAACUACAAGAAAUCAGCGCAGUUCAAAACUGACAUGAUGUCCAUGUGCCCAAUCGACUACCUCCAGUACUGCUUCGACAACAAAUGGCUGGUCUCCUUGAGAUUUAUCAAAUGCCAGCGCAAGUACCGAGUCAGCGAAUUCAUCAACAAAACUGAGACGCGCACCAAUUUUCCGAAUUUCUUCCGCAUCUCUAUCAUGUGCACCUCUAUUCUUGUGAUAAUUCAUUGGAACGGAUGCCUUUGGUACUUGAUUUCCGGAAUUAUCGGCUUCGGAGAAGAUCGCCAUGAAAAGCCAGAGACCAACUUUGAGUACAUUUUCCAAAUAUCAAACUUCCUCAUCGGAAUCUUCAUUUUUGCCACGAUUGUUGGAGAAGUCGGAACUAUGAUUUCGAACAUGAAAGCGACGAAAACCGAGUUUCAGGGACGAAUGGAUGCGCUCAAACAGUACAUGGAACUGAGAUCUGUUGAUAGCGACUUGCAAUCGAAAAUCGUGAACUGGUUCAGCUAUCUUUGGGGCUCAAAGAAAGGAGUAGAUGAAGUUGGCGUGCUGAGCCACCUGCCGGACAAGCUCAGGGCCGAGAUCGCUAUCAAUGUUCAUCUCGAAACACUCAGAAGAGUAGCUCUCUUUCGCGAUUGCGAAAAGGGAUUUCUCGUUGAGCUGGUCCUCCGUCUCAAGCCGCAAAUUUUCUCGCCCGGAGAUUACAUUUGCCGAAAGGGAGAUAUUUAG